UGCGCUCUCAGUUCGCGGGGAAAACAAGUACAAGGUGCUACGUUUAGCCAUCUUGUUAUAGUGCCACUUUGUGGCUUUCGGGAAACCAGCUUACUACACUGUUAUGUCCUGCGGUCAAAAUAGCCUAUAUAUACAUAUUUGUGAAAUAGCCAUGGUUGACAUACUGAGUGUUGUUUUCCAACGGUUUGGUUCACAGCUGCACGCAUCAGGUGAUAUAAAACUCUCUUCUCAGCCUGAGAGCAGCACCCUGGUGGUAGGAGAUGAAAACAUCAAUAGGUCGCUGUUAUUCCUGACAGCUCUAACAGCAGCUUCAGAAAUGGGCUACAAAGUGCUGUUUUUCACACAAAACCAAAUUCAGAGCCUUCCAGUAACUGUGCAGGAUUCAUCUCUGAAGCCCGAGAAUCUGAAGAAAAUCAGGUUUGUGUAUCCCAAUACAUUGGAGGAGCUGCUGGAGGAUGUGGCAUCCCUUCAUGAGCUGGUACCUGAGACUGCACCAUUUCCUACCUUGCUAAUUGUAGAUGGAGUGGAGCGGUAUGUGUGUGUUCAGGACAGGCCGCAGCAAGAUUCUCAGAGCACGGCUGCUCACAUCGUAGCCCUCCUGCAUGACACAGCUGCUUUCCUCAAGGCCAGAAGUGAGAAAAGACAACAAUCUCCAUGCAGGGUCAUUGUCUCUUAUCACCCUGAGUGGGAACGACGAGGAGGUGAUGUGUUUGCCCCGGAUUCCAUCCUCUUAGUCCUGGAGCGCUACCUGCAGGUGAGGUGCAACAUCCACAAAGUAAUAAAUAGCGGAGAAGCACAGAACGAGUGGCUGCUGUACCUUUCGGGUCCAGGACUGCAAGUUGAUGGGUAUGGUAAAGGAGAGAAAUGUCUGGGAUUGCAGUGGCAUGUGGUGAUGCAGCCUAAUGGGGCAUUGGAGUUCAGGCCAGAAAGUGCACCAAAAGAGGAGACCUCACAGGUUCAACAUUCUGAUUGUGGAAAUGAAACAUGACUAUUGACAGUGUUUACGGGAAUUUAUUUUAAUAAAAAUGCUUGAAGAAAAAGAAAAAAAGACUUUUGUUCUGCACACUCACAGUGUAACAAAUAAAUUCUUGUAAAUUGGAAAAAUAAAAUAUACAUUUCCAUGGUUUUACUAAUGAAUCAUCCUCUUGUUCCCAGAUAAAGGUUUUUAGUCAAUUUGGAUUCAAGUGGUUGUUCAGAAAACACAGGCUACAGCUGGGCGAUAUGAUGUGAUAAAUUAUCUCACAAUGUGCUUUUUCUGAGAUAUCGUGGGUAACGUGAUAUUUCUUUAUGCAUAUACAGUGCUGUGAAAAAGUUUUUAAAUGUUAACUUUUUUGCUUCAAUAAAUAUCAUUAUCCAAUACCAA
Ictalurus punctatus (channel catfish) is the source of this 1363-nucleotide messenger RNA. RefSeq names its product SWIM-type zinc finger 7 associated protein 1 (gene swsap1). NCBI's taxonomy places the organism in Eukaryota, Metazoa, Chordata, Actinopteri, Siluriformes, Ictaluridae. The record is from RefSeq and is a predicted model, not a curated record. Gene Ontology annotation, biological process: double-strand break repair via homologous recombination. The coding region runs from base 104 to 988 and encodes 294 amino acids. Gene Ontology annotation, molecular function: single-stranded DNA binding. The transcript has 2 exons. Gene Ontology annotation, cellular component: Shu complex.